CAAUUGCAACUCUAAGUAAGUGCGUAGAUACACAGCUAGCCAGCAAACCCUAGCUCUGUAAUAACUAAUAAGCUGAAUUGCUUCGUGGAAGUAAGCGUAAGUGAACUAGUUGGAACGGCAGAGCAAGUCAAUGUUUCUCAAACCAAGAUUGGAUGGGCUCUAACGUCAAUGGGUUUGAAUAGCGCUGUCAUCGACAUCGUGGAUUUAGCUAACCAUAGUCCACAUUAUGCGCUGGUGCUUUGCAGAGACUUUCAAGUGUGCCCGCUCAUGGCUAAUUUUGAUUACCGCGGUGAAGUACGUUUCAGGUUCGCGCUGCUCCAGCGUCUGCACUGCAGUCAGACCACAGGGUUUCAUUUAGUCACCAUCAAUGACCACAAAACCAAUAUUAUGUUAAAUACCUUUAACUUGCCCCUUCUGGUGGAAAUAAUGCAACAAAAAAUGUAUGUAUAUAAAUGUGAACUAUGGCACAAUGUUUUUGAUCACUUAUGUUGAAUUAGUGAUCAACAUAAUUUCAGGGUUUUUUAAUCAGCUUCCAUGCCAUGUUACCCCAAGAUUCCAAAUCCUUACCAUAUAUAAUUAGUACACUUACAAAAUGAAAACCCCUUUCACUAUUGGAUUUUAGUGCUUCUUAAAAAAAAAAGUUUUACGUCUGCAUUUUAAUAGAAAAGUCUUGAUUUUAUCAAAUGCUUUAAUAUCAUGCGACCCAGUGUCUCUAGAUACUUACCAGAUAUUACUACACUUGUUGAAUUUUAAAAGGAAGAGUCCUUAAUUUAUUUGUAAUAGAUUCAAUAUGUGAACCAAUGACUCGAAAUCCCACUGGACAAGAAGGACACGCCUGUUUGUAUUCGAUGCUAUAGAAAUGUAAUUGUGUCUUAUUUGUUCAGUGUUUGUUGAGUCACCUAAAACUAGCUUCACUGGGUUUUUCUUAAUCACCUUCCACAGAUGUUUGUACCCAGCUUGAUGUGAAUGGUUAAAGAUGGUGCUCACUUACUUUCAGGAAACAGUGAAGGUGCCAUUUGGAACAAAGCACCUGGAUGCUGCCUUGUGUUUCCCUUCCUCAGAAACAGAUGUUCACACGGCCGUCAUUCUCACACAUGGGGCUGGUGGUGACAUGAACUUCAAACAUCUGGUUUCUCUGGCACAUGCCUUAGCUUCAGAUAGUUUCCUCUGUCUCCGUUUCACAUGCAAAGGUUUAAACCUGGGUUAUAGAGUAAAGGCUUACCGUGCUGUGCUGGACUACCUGAAAUCUCAACAGAAGUUUGCCAUAAAGCACAUUUUUGUCGGAGGCAGGUCGAUGGGAUGUCGUGCUGCUGCAGCUUUAGCUAGGCAGCUGAGUGAUGAAUCUGAGGACGCAGUGCAGGGUGUCAUCUGCCUGUCUUUCCCCCUGCACCCUCCGGGACAGAAACACGUUCAUCAGCAACGGAGCGAGGAUCUCAGAGGCCUUCCUGAACACAUGUCUGUGCUGUGUGUGUCCGGCACUGAGGACAACAUGUGUGACAGGGUCCUUUUUGAAGGCAUGGUUAAAGAAAUGAAAGCUCAAGUGGAGGUUUGCUGGCUGAAAGGAGGCAGCCAUGGACUGACAGUGAAGGGAAGGCCGGAGGAGUCUGUGUUAGAGGAAGUGAAUUUACAAGUCAUCUCCUGGAUGAAUAAGCAGGCAGCGUAAUUACUUUCAGUUAUCAGAUAUUUCUGUGGUUUGUCAUUUAUUUGUAUACUAGUUUAAUAAAGAAUAUAUAUUUUUA
Messenger RNA from Gymnodraco acuticeps, 1739 nucleotides. It is a transcript of the gene tex30, whose product is annotated as testis expressed 30. The record is from RefSeq and is a predicted model, not a curated record. NCBI's taxonomy places the organism in Eukaryota, Metazoa, Chordata, Actinopteri, Perciformes, Bathydraconidae. The transcript is spliced from 4 exons. The coding region runs from base 977 to 1663 and encodes 228 amino acids.